Molecule: messenger RNA, 726 nt
Organism: Oryza sativa Japonica Group (Japanese rice)
Lineage: Eukaryota; Viridiplantae; Streptophyta; Magnoliopsida; Poales; Poaceae
Source: RefSeq, a predicted model, not a curated record
CCUCCCCUCCGGUUGAUCGAUCAUCUCUUGCAUCGAUCUUAAUUUCUCAUCUUUUCGCUCUCGAUCUCCUACAGAAGCAAUAGUAGCCAGCAAAUCAAUCGAUCGAUCCGUACAAUGGCGGCCCUGAAGAUGAACAGGAUGGCCGUGGCGGCGCUGUUCCUCGCCGCCGUGGUGGUGGCGGGCGGCGCUGGCGCUAGCGCCCACGUCGGGGUUGGGGCUGGGGCUGGGGCCGACGCCGGCGUCGGCGCCGCCGUCGGGGCUGGCGCUGACGCCGCCCUCGGGGUUGGCGCCGGCGCCGCCGGCGCCGCCGGGGCUGGAGUUGGAGCUGGAAUUGGAGCCGCCGCCAACGUCGCCGGGUCUCUCACCGGCGCCGCUGAGGGCGCCGCCGGCGUGGCACCCAAGGUGCAUGUGUGAGAUCGAUCGAUCGAUCGAGCGCGCCGCGGCUUCCAUCUCCACGACUCCAUCCGCCCGCAGCGGCUCCGGCGAUCCAUAUUUUUAUAAAUUCGCAGUCGAUUGUUUGUUGUUAAUCAAAGUUUGGUUAAUUUAUCCGUCGAGUGUUUGGUUGUUUAUUUCAUAUGCAAACCUCGCGAUUUGUGAUAAAUAAUUACCGAAAUGUAUGUGUGUGUGGGGUGCUAAUUCAUCCUUCACUCCAUUAAUUUGUUAUAAAUAUAUAUCCUUGUACUAGUGUAAAUGUAAUAAAGAUCUUAAGUUAUGGGUGGAUCAUCA